AUGCCUUUCAAGUCUACCCUCGCUGCUUCGGCCGCUGCUGCCGCCGCCGCCAUCGCGCUGAUCCCAGCUGUUGCCGCUGCUCCCUCUGCCCUGUCGCCCAGGCGUGCCAACUGCAAGAUCCUCGGCAAGGGUGCCCUCGGCUUCAACUCGACGAGCAUCCCUAUCUACAGCAAUGCUCCACCCGCCUACUACCUCACCAUCGACGCAAACAACGACAACCAGAUUGCCGUGUCCAAGACGCCCACGUACGAGAAUCAGACCAUGUUUGAGUUCAUCCAGUGCCAGUACACUCCUGAUCAGUACCCUGAGGGUAAGGGAGCCAUCUCCACCUACCAGGGUCACAUCCGUGGGCCCGACGGUCAGUGUGUUAGUGUCCAACACAUCAAGAGUCCCAACUCGUAUGUCAAGAUGGAGCCGUGUGAUUUCAGCGGUGAUGCCGCGCACGGUGGUGUCAAGGCUGCUCAGCACUUCCAGUUCCAGCUGGAUACGUUUACCUACUUCUACUCGGCCGUGUUCUUGGGCAAGAAGGCGGGACCUCAGGAGCACGAGACGUUUGGAGCGGGUGGACACUCGCACUGGAGCCUGCAGACCGAGUAUCAGUCGCGUCCCAACGACAAGUGGCUGUUCAACAGUUUCCAGCCGAGCAACGCGCAGACGGGCGAUCGGGCGCACCAGCUGAUCGGUCAGCUGGGUGAUCAGUACAAGCCUACCACCAAGCCGGCCCCGACAUCUCCCGCUUGCAAGCUGGUCAAGAGCGGCAACAUGGAGCUGGUCAACACCAAGACGGGUGCCACCCAGAGCGUCACCACCGACUUCCCUUCGAAUUUCCCCUAUGCCAAAUCGCCCCUCAUCAACGCCAACGGCAACCCGACGUUCAACUUCUACCAGUGCAGCUCGGACUACAUGGGAUACACCUCGACCGAUGGCGACUACUAUGGUCACUUUCAGUCCGCGGCAUACAACGGUACCGCCUGCUUCAGCCGUCAAAUCCCGACCGACAACGGCAAUGUCAACAACUACAUCCUGGAGAGCACCUACCAGUGCUUGACCGGCGACGGCAAGGCUCAGCUGCCCAACUUCUUCCGCCUCAAGAAGGAUGCCCGUGGCUACGAGGUGCACUACCUCGGUUCCACCAAGAGCGAGAACAAGCCAGAGUUCGGUUGGACCCUCGCCGCCGGUAACGGAAGCCAGCCUGUCAUCGUCAACCCCAGCGGCAUGACCGACUACCAGUUGCUCUUCACCCCCAACUAG
Messenger RNA from Kalmanozyma brasiliensis GHG001, 1251 nucleotides. RefSeq lists its product as uncharacterized. NCBI's taxonomy places the organism in Eukaryota, Fungi, Basidiomycota, Ustilaginomycetes, Ustilaginales. The coding region runs from base 1 to 1251 and encodes 416 amino acids. The transcript has a single exon. The record is from RefSeq and is a predicted model, not a curated record.